AUGCUAACCACUGAGAUUGUGCCACUAAUGCUGCACGGCAUACUUAAGGGUGGAGUUACCACAUGGACUUCUGCCUGUAUAACCCAGCUUCUGUUUCAUGGUAUUGCAGUAACCUCAGAAUGUCUGAUUCUUACAGUUAUGUCCUAUGACAGGUACCUGGCUAUUUGCAACCCAUUUCAUUAUGUAUCAAUUAUGUGCAGUAAUCUUCAGCUUUCCCUUGUGAGUUUAUGUUGGUUUGUAAGCUUCACAAUGUCCCUUAUUCCUGUAGUUUUAAUUAGUAAAAUGGAAUUCUGUGGUUCACAUACCAUUAAUCAUUUUUUCUGUGACUUUGCCCCCCUCUUAGAACUUUCCUGCUCAGACACAUCUCUUGUAGAACUGAUAGAUAUGGUUCUGGCCAUUCCUUUGUUUCUUUUUCCAGUCUUGUUCAUUACCAUAACAUACAUGUGCAUAUUCAAUGCAAUUCUCAAAAUCCCAACCACAACAGGGAGACACAAAGCGUUCUCUACUUGUAGCUCCCACUUGACCACUGUUACCAUCUUUUUUGGGAUACUGGUUGCAGUUUAUAUAGUUCCGUCAAAUGACAACUCAAUGUCAAAAAUCAUUUCCCUGAUCUACACUGUGGUGAUCCCAUUGUUCAACCCCUUAAUAUACAGUCUGCGGAACCAGGAGGAACUUUCUGCGGUGGAGUUGACAGGGAUCCUACACACGGCCAAGGUUAUUCCACGCCAGGGCAUUCGCAGUACGGUAUAA
Molecule: messenger RNA, 750 nt
Organism: Xenopus tropicalis (tropical clawed frog)
Lineage: Eukaryota; Metazoa; Chordata; Amphibia; Anura; Pipidae
Gene: or16a1
Product: olfactory receptor family 16 subfamily A member 1
Exons: 3
Coding region: 1-750 (249 amino acids)
Biological process (GO): signal transduction; detection of chemical stimulus involved in sensory perception of smell; G protein-coupled receptor signaling pathway
Cellular component (GO): membrane; plasma membrane
Molecular function (GO): olfactory receptor activity; G protein-coupled receptor activity
Source: RefSeq, a predicted model, not a curated record